This is a messenger RNA of Dermacentor albipictus, 14329 nucleotides long. Its product is annotated as mucin-5AC. The record is from RefSeq and is a predicted model, not a curated record. Gene Ontology annotation, biological process: regulation of transcription by RNA polymerase II. Gene Ontology annotation, molecular function: DNA-binding transcription factor activity, RNA polymerase II-specific; RNA polymerase II cis-regulatory region sequence-specific DNA binding. Lineage: Eukaryota; Metazoa; Arthropoda; Arachnida; Ixodida; Ixodidae.
CGACGACGGAAACUUAGACGAGUAGGUUUGGUGACAUCUUUUACGGCGUCCUCUAACAACUCGUCCAGCUGAUUCCCGUGCCAAAAUGGUAAUCGUUUUAAAUAAGUGUGUCCUCUGCUUUAAACUUGUGAAUCUUAACUUAAAUUAUGGAUCCUACGAAAACGAAGACGUUGAAGAAAGAAAAAGCGUCGGUCAAAUCGGAAGUCGGCUGUUGUGUGAAAGACGAGCCCCCUGAAGUGGAAGCUGCGGACUGUGCUAUUGACGUUAGUAGUCGUUUGACUAACGGGAUUGAUUAUAAAGAAAAUGUGUCAGAAACUGAGAACAUGGGCAUGUUUUCCGGACCGCUGGAAACCGAAGCAACGAAGUCGGUCAGGAACAACUGGAUGAAGACCCACAUCGAGCAGUCAAUCAGUGAGGAAGCAAGGAAAAAGGUAGCAACUCUCAUCGAGGAUGUCGGUCAGCUUACGGACAUUGAGAAGCUAUAUCUGUACCUCCAGCUUCCUACUGGGACUCCCGUCGAUGCAGAUCCUCUUAAGCAGAAAAGUUCGGGCAAUCCGCUGGGCAAGAAGGCAGACGCGGAGGUGGCGCAGACUUACACCUGGAUUCAGAGCCACCUCGAGGAAGACCCCGAGACAUCACUGCCAAAGCAGGAAGUUUACGAGGAGUACAGGAGUUUCUUUGAGAAGAACAAGAUUGAGCCACUCUGUGCGGCUGACUUUGGCAAGGUGAUGAAACACGUGUUUCCAUCGGUGAGACCACGCAGGCUCGGCACGAGGGGCAACUCUCGGUACUGUUACAGUGGGCUUCGUAAAAAGUGUGAAAUGAGAUCGCCCACACUGCCAGACCUGUCAGCAAGCGAGGACUCGCUGACCAAGGAGUGUCCACAGGACGGGUCGGAAGAAGAGCGGGAAGAGCUGAGUCAGGCGUCAUGGCUGCUGGUACGCGAGUGGGCCGAGAAGGUACUCUCACACAAGUUCCCCACCGUGCGCCACCUUGCACGGCACCUGGUGGACAGCACGUUUGUGGAUGCCUGCUCGGUGGCCGCUGUCACCGUGCUCUCGGCCAAGGCCCUCUCCAACGACAAAGGAAGCCAAGCCAGCAGCACCCCUCGAACCCCCGGCAAACGGCGAGAGGCGCAGCAGCAGCUGCAGCGCAAGCUCCAAGAGAAGAAGAGGCUGGGCGACCAGAAGCGCAAGCUCACCGAGCAGCGCUCCCACUCAGCCCAGUCUUCGCAGUGCAGCACGCCGACCGAUGGCCGUUCCUCCCAGCAGAGACGAGCGCUGGCUGCCACACCACAGGGCAAACGGGACCAGGCCUCACCGUCCCUGGUCUCCUCCGAAGGAGAUGUGGCACGGAGGCUGAAGGAAGAGCCCGCAGAACUCAAGUUGCAAACCUCUGCCACGCCAGGGAACAACAUCAUAUUUGUCCCCACCGUGCAGGGCCUGCAGCUUGGCUCUCAGGACACCACGGGCACCGGCACCAUGGUCGCCACGGCCCCGGGUUGCAAGUACAAGAAGAUCCAGCCCAAGCCAGCCACCUGCCGGAGUACGGCAGUGGUCGUGCACUUCAGCCGAGAAGGCGGCCUCACCACGCCCACGGCUGAGGUGGUUUCCUCGUCGCAGUCGCCUGUCGUCGUCUGUGCGGACCCGGUCACGGAGGCCGCCGGAUCGUCGUGCGGCAGCAAGCUCAGCAGCAUAGCCUCGCAGACGGUGCUCCAGGUGCCCAGGGAUCGAGUGAACAGUAGCUCGGACUGGGACGCCAAGCCCAGCACCGAGGUGUCGGCGGGAACCAUGAAGAGGCACUCGGAGGAUGGAGAGGCUCUGCUUUGCAAGAGACGGCACACCGAUGAUGGCACCGGGACGCUCAAGUUGGAAUCAGCCAGCCUGGACCUUCUGGUACCUACCCAAGGGUCAGUCAAGGAGGAAAUGUGCGUGGGCCACCUGGAGAAAGAAGCACUAAACGAGUAUUAUGGCAACACCUCAUAUGACACCUCAGUUCUGGAGAGGCUUGCUUGCAAGGACGAACUCUCGCAAGGGACAAUGAGUAAUGAAGUUACUGCACAGGCAGUGAGUGAGGUGACCAAGGCCCACUGCGCGGAGCAUAAGACUGCCCAGCUUUCUCAGUUGCGAAUGCUGCUGGAGAGGAACCUCCCUAGCUCGUACCAGCGCAAAGACGUCACUAAACUGCUGAACACUGGUAAGCAGAGCACAGGCUUAGAGUGCGGUAUAGACCCCGCGCUUCUCUUGGGGCAGUUGGAUAAUCUGAAGAAUGGAACAACGCUCAAGCAGGUCACUGUGCCUCAGAAUAGUGCGUCCUCGUCGACGGUCCACUGGAAAACAAGUGCCUGGACAAACUUAGUCUCCAAAAGCGCCGGACUGCAGCAACAGGACGACCUUAGUGCCAUUUCACUUGACGGACUCGUGAAAUUGAAAGACCCUGUUGCAGACGCGGGACACCUUGUGUGUGAUCCGAGCAUCCAGGCAUCGUUGGACCAAGUUCUGAUCGGGGCCAGCCAUGUGUCUAUUGCACCUAUUCCUUGCAGCCCCAACAGCCGGGGGCGCUUCUUCACGCCCAUCUCGCCUCAGACGACUCCCCACCCCGACAGCCUCCUGCCUUCCCUCUCUUCCCCUGUGAUGGCCACCAGCACAGAUAUGGUAUCGGUGGCGGUGGGUACAUCCUCACAGCCACCAAGUGCCACGAGCAGCCCAUUCGUUUCGCCGAGAGGCACGCCCGUUCCGUGGACGAGGUCACGGCACAGUUCCGGCCAGAGCGGCUACAGCGGCACACCUCGACAGACACCCUUCCAGGCAGUGGACUCGGGUGUAUCGUCAGUGUCUGGCUCGCCCUUCGUUUCACCACAGAGCACCCCGGUGACGGCCGGUCGCGUGCGUCACAAUGCCACCUACAACCCUGGCAAGGCAGUCACGUUCACCAAUGGCUACAACACGGUGCUCCCAGGGCGUGCCCGCCACAGUUCAGGCCCAGGCGGCCCACCCUCCCAGCUUGUGUCGCCACGCAGUGCUCCACUCUCCCCCAUGGUGGGAGAGAGUGCCACGCAGACCUCGGGCUUCUCAUUUCCGGCUGUUGGCGAGACACCCACGUUGCUGCGUUCACGUCAUAACUCCGCAUCAAGCGUGCCACCGCCUUCUCCUCAGUCAGCCCCUCUGUCGCCACUGGUGUCGUGCCCACCUCCAGCUCCCUCGCUCAAUGACUGCAGCAGCCUGGUGCCCAGUGACACCGACUCGGGCAUGGGCCAACCGCCAUCAAGCCCCAGCUGGAUUGCUGGCCUCAAGGAGAGCACCACCAACACCUCACUGCUUUGGCCGUCGACCUCGUCAUCUGCACGGCAGCGCCAUGCUUCGGGACCCGUCCUGCCCCAGCGACUGAGCAUGACUGGCAGUGACCCCCUGGCACACGAGAUACAGGAGUACUUCAAGAACACCCCGCUGGCCAGUGGUGCACCUUCGGCCAAUCGCAGCCGCUCAGUGCCUGUGCACCAAAUGCUGCUGCUCCAGGAGGAAAUGGAGCCUCACAGUUUGAGCGGCGCGGUCGACAGCUUCUCCAAGUCGUAUCCAGCCACGCCGAGCAUGGGUCAGUGCUUCAACUUUCCCCAGCAAUCUGCCGCAGCUGCUGACCCAUUGACCUACACCGGCACCGAGACAUUGGCCCAGCAGGACGACGUCUUCUUGGCAUCGGACUGGAAUAGCACCCUGGAGAAUGAGCCAGCCAUGAAGUUUGAGGACAAUGACGACUUUGAUGCCGAGCUGCAGUCUACCCUAGAAGACCUCAAGGACUGUGAUGAGUUCUCGAAGUUUGCUAAGGAGUUGGACUUCACUGCUGAGAACGAGGAUGACGAGAUGACCUGAGUGGGCAGUGAGGUACCUUCUUUUUAAGAGCUGAGCUUCCCACAGGGCAGUUGAUGCCACUAGCAGCCACUGUUUAUCUUUUUGCUGAGAAUUCUUGUACACCAGAGGUUGACAGGUGUGUGACCUUUUGUUGGCCGUGACCAUAGAGUUUCUCAAUACAAUACUAGCUAGGCCAGGAUGAGCAUCUCCUCAAAUGUUUAUCUUGUUUUUCAAGGAGGUCCCUUUACAGCAUUCUACUGUCAGGUGGAUGGCAAUCAUUUAUUAAACUUGGCUCCACCUGGUGGAUUUCCACGGAGCUUAUUUAAACACUACCUAGAGGGAAAUCUGGCAUCACUGUCUAUGCGAGUUUCUGAAAGGGCACUGUAAAACCAAGGGAAUGCCGGCAUAAGAAAGGUAUGGCUUGUCUUGAACUUGGCUCGGACCAAAACAGUCAUGACUGUGCUAACAAAGCCUGCUUGAAUUCUUGCCCCAAAUCUUGCUUCUCUCUUCUACAUGAUGCAGUAACGUUUUCUCACGUACAUUUAAAGAGAGGAAGACAGAAGCAUACAUUGUUGAAACUGGCACACAUUCAGUGCUACCUUCUCGUCUUUCCUUAAAAUUCAGUUAGCCAGUGGUAGGGUUCACAUUCAACAUAACUGUACAUUCUGGUGUGAGUGCUCAUGCUUUAAAGGGACACUAAAGUGAAAAAUGAUUUCUUCUGCAUCAGUAAAUUACCGUUCUACAACGCCAAAAACACCACUCUUACAACGAUAAGACGUUUGGUAAGCCAGAAAAAGCGCAAGAACGAAAUACGGGUGGCGACCCCUACUUAAGUUCCCGCACCUGGGGGCUGUGACGUCUUGCAUUUUGAUGGCAUCUUCUAGGGCCUACUAAUUAUAUAUAGCGGUACAGAUUGACUACAUUGUCUUCUAAAGGAACCAAAUAUUAAACAUGGCAAGUUUCGGGAACCUUUAUACAGCCAACGCGACCCAAAUGCGAAAACAUACUUUGGUAUCCCUGACGUCACGCUGACGUACCGGCGCUUGCGUUUCGGCGCGAAAUUCAAAUACUGAUACUUGGACCUUCAUUUUCUCAUCCAAUAAUCCAACUAUUGUUUUGAAAUGACUGCCUGCAGUGUUCUCAAACAACGCUUUAUUAGUCUAAACUGAUUUGUUGUUUCACUUUAGUGUCCCUUUAAUGACAAUUGUAUUGAUGAUACCACAAAAAUAGCCUAUUGUAUGUCGUUUUAGUGGAGUCUGAAAGAACUGUUGUAACAGGGGGCAUGGCUGCUGCUCAGACACAUCUUCAGGGUGUCUUGGCUUUCUGUAAACAAUGGUAAUCCGAAGGCCCUACUUCCGUGUGUUGCCAUGGAAACAGCAGCACUGCAGUGCCGUUUUUCCCUCUUAGGUAACGCUAAGAAACUCUAUGGCUGCGAACUUCAUAGCUUGUGGACCGAGCUGUGGCAGGUGACGAUGGGGUCCUAACUGUGGCCUGAUGAUUAAAGGUACAGUGAAGGCAGGAUCAAGCUAGGUUGUUAGAUUAGCCUUCUAGAAACCUUGAGCGUUCGUUUCGCCCCAGGAAGUGACUUAGUUGCAGGAAAGAUUGAGAAAGAAAGGGGCCGCACACUUCCUUCUGCUAUUUAAACCAUCCGCAAUGAAUAAGGCCCAUUAGGUAGCUGCACCAGCAGUCUCGGAGGCAAUGCCACUGCUGCCUGCUCUUAGUUGGUAGCCCGCAGAUAAGGAAGCUUCACAGUCCUGUAGAAAAACACUUUCACGGAUAAAUUCCAGUCUGAGCAACUUGUACAUCAAAGGCGUAGCUAUAAGGGAGUUCUGGCAUCCUUCAGGCAGUCUUAUCAGGGUCUGUUUUGCCACUGCUGGAAAUCUACCCAAGCCUUUUAAAAUGCUUCACUAUAUGCAAACUUUGUACUUCUAUAUUCCCGGUUAUAUCAAACAUACGUUCCUGCAUGCUUCACUGACUCCACCUGCCCCAGCAUCUGGCCAAGCACUUAGCUCAUCACCGAUGACAGUACCACCGCCAAAGCGGAUCUGUGAUGCGGGUGGAAUGUAAAAAUGCUUGUGUUUCAGGAUCACAUUACAGAAUCUGGGUAGUCAAAAUUAAUCUGGAAUCUCUCACUAGAAUGUCCCUCGCAGUCCGUAUGUUAUUUUGGACGUUAAACACCAUAAUUUGAUUUUUGAGGGGGUCAUUUUCAAUCCUGUUCUAUGUUGGUGCCAGUUUCCUGCCUAUGAAAAUGUGAUUACCUGUAAAAGGGAAAAAAAACAUGCUUUUGGCAUCUCGGGGCCUCAUCUGUCGCUAACCUGCAAGAGAUCAGGUAUGGAUUAGUGAUUUUGAAACUAAUCUGUCACUCUGGCUUUAAUCUUGAGCUUCACUUAGAAGUGGCCUUCAGUGUCCCUUUACAACACAGAACAACAAUGAACGAGUCCGAGCUUCAUCAACGCCUGUCACCUCGGUAAUUGAGUCGCCGUGAGAAUGAUCGAGGAAGCGAAGUUUCGGUUUUACUGUCACUUUCAACGAAAACAAAACUGGUGGCUGCCAGUGGCAUGUGCGCCAACCUGCGAGUUCCUCAGCUCGGUCGUUUCCCCGUUUUAAUUACUCUUUUUUUCUUCCUCACUCUUGAAGCACUGUUGUUUUAUCGCAGUUGUGUUAUAUUGUGAUGGAAGGCAAAGCAGAUGGAAGUGCUUGCAGAAGGCUCCUGUUGAGUAGGCAGUAAAUGUCGCCUGUUUGUAAUAUAUAUAUAUUGUACGUGUGUAUCUUCAUUUUUUGAGGGCGCACAGAUUUUAAAAGAGAGUAGCUUUUGACCUCUUUCCUUUUUUUUUUUUUGUCUUUUACAAAGCUGAUAUGUUAGUGCUUGUACUUUUGACCCCGGUACUAUAGUAAUCCCACCUUUGCCGUUUGUUUCUGUUCAGAGUUCCCUCACCUUAUUGUAGUGUUCUCUUUGUUCACUAGCAUGGGUGACCAAGUUGAUGUUUGGCGUGUCGUUUCAGAGGUGUAAAAAACUCUGUAGUAGUCUGUAGAAGGUUGGUCGUGAUGGUACGAGUGGUGCGUUGGGUUUGGCGAUGGCAGAAGCAGAAGUGAAGUCCCCUGCCACAUGCUUAGUAUGUGCAUGGGAUGUUGUAGUAGAGUGUUUUACGCAUUAGCGGAAAUGGUUCUUAUGGCAUUAGGAUGUGCUCCUUGUCACCCAAAACGAUCGGUAGUUUGAAUUGAUAAGCUUUAUUUACACCUUCGCGAUUGAUAACCUGUACGUGGGGUAUGGAAAAUUAGCAUGAGAAGAAAUAUUAGUAGCAAUGAAAAGUUUGUGGAUCACUUGUGCCAACGGGACAAGAUUUGUGGGAUGUUGUGCUGACUUCUGCCCAGAGAAUAAUAGUCAGGUUGACUGGCUGGCUUUUACAUCAAAGAACCUCGUCCAAGUCAGAACCAUCAUAUAGGAGGUUUCAUAAAGUGAGAACCUUUUCUUUAAUUCCUAGUAAAGUGGAUGAAAAAUUUUACAGAUAAAGUAUGGUACUAUAGAAAAGCUUUUGCUGCAUCUGUCAGCUACAUUUCUUGCAUGAUCACCACAGCAGGGAACAAGGUUUUUCGAAGUCCCUGGGUCGCUUUGGAAUACAUUAGAGUUAGUCAUUCAGUCAUAGGACUUUUGGGAAAUGCUAACAAAACAGUUUUACCAGUCAUAUUUAGCCUCUCUGUGUUAUUUUUACUUAACCCAUUUUGUUCUUUAGUCACCAAGUACAAGAUUUCAAGGUUGUCUCUUGGCUGCAGCGAGUGCGUUCUGAUGAGGGCGGAACACAGAAAGUCCUGCCUGUCUAUUUAGAUUUAGGUGCAUAUUGAAGAAUCCCAUGUGGUUGUAAUUAAUCCAUGUGUCCCGCUACAGCAUCUCUCACUACAACAUACUUCGAGUAUUUUUUUAGAAUUGUGGCAUGGAGUUGACAUUUGUGGACGCGCUGAAGUUUACGGAAAAGGCAAAGUUGUUAAUCUGUUAUGCUACUGUAUAUACUUAACAAUGCCAUGAAUGCAAGAAAUGUGUCAAAACUAAAUUUUGAUAGAAUAAUGUGGAACCUUAAAUGGAUUGUUUUUAGAGGGCAAAAAGCAGCUCAAGGUUCACAGCUUGCAGCUAAAGUCUGAACUUAGCGACAAAAGUAAUUCCAUGCACGUAAAUCUUGUUCCCUUGGCACAAGUAUAAUGUUGUGGUGAUGCGGUUGGCACUUUUGUCAGUUUCUCUGUGAAAGUGGAGGAAGGAUAUCUUCUGCAUCUUUUAAGGGUUCCUUUUUUUCUUCAGUAGCUGACAUUACCUUGGAAUGCAGUGCAAACGGGAUUAUGAACAGACUUUCAUACCUUUCAGAUGACAAAGUUGCCGUGAUUGUUUGGCCAGAAAACUGGGCAAUAGGUCAUAUUCACACCAUUAGAAGUGGUAACCACUUUUGUUGUUUGGAAAAAGUGUGUGAGCUUGCAGAAGAGGGCAACGUGUCUCUGCCACUGUUGUCAAUGCACUUGAUAUAAGAUGAGCCUGUAUUUUUGAAGGCACCAGACAAGUAAGGCUAACUUAUGCGCAGGCUUCUUCUCUCUAUGGAAAGCACAUGUAAUUUUAUUAUGCACUACACUUAACAUGCUAAUAGGGAAAUAGUUUUCUGACCCUAGUCGAUCCAUUCGCUGAAACACUGAGGGCAUAAGUUGUGUCAAAUUUUGGUAGUACUUUGUGUUAUGUGAUGUGGAGUGAAUGCCACUUCGUCAUGGGAUGACGUAGCGCAACAUGGCUGGCUAAUUAGUUGCUCAUAAAAGUACAGGUGCAACGCACUCGGGACCAAGUGGACGAAAAUGGUAAUUUGGGCAAAUCGCUAGAGAUCCAUUAUUUCCAAGCAGCUUGAUAAAAAAGAAAAGCAGUCAACAAAACCAAGAAAGGAAGAAUUGCUAUAUGAGCGGACACUACAAAACUCUCCAACUUUUCAUUUAUUAAAGAAAAUAUGCUUGCAUAAUAUGUUGCAUAAAUUAGGGAAACAGGUAUAGAUGUUUGUUUCAGCUUACCUGUUGUCUCAUCAGUAUUCAAAUUUUGCAUAUUGAUGGUGAACUUUGGCUAAUGGUUUAGCGCAGUGAUUGCCUGUUUUGCCCUGAAGAAACCAGAAUUGUGCAUCUGCAGCAAUGCUGGAAGAAAAGGGACAGAUUUUCAUUGCAUAGUGCCGUCUGUCACUGUUCAGAGACACUUAUGCUGUGUGUUGUCGUGACAGUAACAGACGGUACCAGCAUUUUUUUUUUUUUUUUCUCACUGAGGUGAUUACAUCUUCGGUCCCACAUUGCGGUAGCGAGUUUCAUACCAGCUGCAGGGGCCACAUUACAGUGGGAGUGUAAUGCAAUAAAUACUUGUGCACUUAUAUUUAGAUUUUAUUUAGACUUUAUUUAGAUUUUAACCUGCAACAACAACAAUGGGAAGAGAAAUGUGCGGAGAUGGGCGGUCAACUCACCACGUGUUAAACGUGGCAGAUACUGCGGUACCUGAUUGAUCCCACCAACUCCAAGACCACACACAUGCAAGGCAUAUACAAAAUCAUACACGCUUACGGGGGAACGGAGCAACAAUUCCUACGGGAUGUGGAACGCCUUUACAUAUCCCAAACGCCACCGCAAAUAUAUCCGGACUACUCGGGAGAAAGCAACGCCACCCUAGACGCGGAAUUCUCCGUUGCCGAAAUCCAGGCGGCCCUCUUGAAACUCAACACCAAGUCGGCCCCUGGCCCCGAUCGAAUAUACAAUAAGGCACUACGCAAUCUCGAUUACGGAUCGAUCGAAAAACUCACAAAAUACAUUAACGAGUGUUGGGCGCACGGCAAGCUACCCCAGCAAUGGAAAGAAGCAAAGAUCAUACUGAUACCGAAACCCGGAAAGAAACUACAGCUGGAGAGCCUGCACCACGUCUUGCGUGGUCAAGUUGAUGGAGCACGCGUUUCUCAGUAGACUCACGGAUUACCUCGAGGACAACGAAUUAUUUCCACACACCAUGAUUGGGUUCAGAAGACAUCUCUCCACACAAGACACCCUUCUGCAACUAAAACAUCAAAUUAUAGACAAUCCGGGGCGCUUGACGAGAGCCAUCCUUGGGCUGGACCUGAAGAAGGCCUUCGAUUACGUUCGCCACGAUGCCAUGUUGCGACAAAUAGACGAGCUAAAUCUCGGACUGCGAACGUACAACUACGUCCGAGACAUCCUCACGGGAAGAACCGCUCGCAUGCGAGUGGGACAACUAGAGUCAGAUCAAAUCAACAUAGGGAGCUCGGGUACCCCGCAGAGCUCGGUGAUCUUGCCGAUGCUCUUCAAUCUCGUCCUGCUGGGGUUACCCGACUGAUUGCUUCAAAUUAAAAGACUGCAUCACACGCUAUACACGGAUAAUAUUACGAUCUGGACGACAACGGGCAGUGACGGAGCGAUCGAGCAACGUUUACAGCAGGCCAUCCAUUGUGUGGAAAACUAUCUAAUGAGCACGGGACUUGCCUGCUCGGUCGAAAAAUCCGAACUGCUGCUAUAUAGACCGGUCAGAAAGGGGUGCCCACCUAAAGGCUACAACCCCCCGGAAAAGGAAGAUAUCCUAUUAAUGGCAUCAAACGGCCUACCCAUCCCGAUGGUAGAUAAAAUCCGGGUAUUAGGAAUGGUGAUUGAACACAAGGGAGGCAAUUGCAAAGCACUUCACAAGAUAACAGCAAAGGCCACCAGUACGAUGCAGCUCAUUCGACGCAUCACCAACAAACACGCGGGCAUGCGCGAAGACAGCGUCGUACGACUCAUACAAGCCUUCGUCACGUGCUCGAAAAACUCGGCGUCACGUAUCACACGCAGCACGGCAUCAAAGUGGAAAUUCCUAAAACUGUACGCGAGCAACUAUACGUACCCCCGUUGCCUCGCAACAUGCACCCCCAACACCGCACGAGGAGACGUAAAGCCAGGGCACAACACAUGAACCAAAGUUACUCCAACAACAAGGAGCCGGUCUUCACCGAUGCAGCCUGUUAUCCAGGCAGGAAGAAUUUCGUGGUGGCAGUUACAAGCCACCGAGGCAACCACCUCACGAGCGUCACCGUGAACACGGCACAUGCCGAAGCGGCAGAGGAAGCGGCCAUAGCACUGGCCCUCACACAAACCAAAGCAACAUACGUGAUCUGCGAUUUGCAAACGGCAAUUUGCAAUUUCGCAAAAGGGCGCAUCUCGCAAGAGGCGUAUCACAUACUUCAGCGACAUCCCACACACCAGGGAGAGGCCGACUUCGAUAACCAAAGGCAUUAGCUAUGGAUCCCGGGACACAUUGGAUUGAGCACCCCCGACGAAGCAGCACACCACGUUGCUUGAGGCCUCACUCACCGAGCAUCAUCGGAGGAAGAGCCCCCGCGGGGUACUGCAAACGUCUGGGCGUGGGAGGAUCGUAUGACCAGGUUCCACGACAUUACGACACACUACCAGUUACAAAGGCACAUAUACCCAUUCCGUCACACAUGGUUAGACAGGAUGCAAGCAGUACACCUCAGACAAUUGCAAACAGAUCCUUACAAAAACCCCAGACUCAUGCAUGCCAUAUAUCCAGACAUGUACUCUACAAACAGAUGUACAUCGUGUGGCGAGGUUGCCACACUUAAUCACAUGUUAUGGGAAUGGCGGCACUUAACAAACAAGUCGGGCAGUGCUGAUCCCUCCGUCCCUUCCACCGCCAGCCUCCGCUCGCGCUGGAAGACCGCACUGCUCAGCUCGAACCUGACAGCACAACUCUGGGCCGUCCAGCGAGCCAAGGAAGCCGCUUCGAGACAAGGUCUCGGAACCGCGUCCGCGGCGGGUGCCCUGACCCACUAGAAGGGCGCCGGACUCAAAUCUUAUUGAUUUGAAAAUAAAGUUUACGCUCUUGCUUAUAUUUAGAUGUGCAUUAAAGAACUCCAUGUAGUCGAAAUUACUCUGGAGUGCCCCACCGUGGCAUGCCUCAUGAUCAUAUUGUGGUUUUGGCACGUAAAACCCGAAAUUUCUUUACUUCCACAUUGUGAAUGGCACAUAAUUGUGAGUUAUAGCAAACAAAACAGGCAAAUGUGCAUGGUAUUUAAACAUUGUAUUAAGUGGACCAUAAAAUGCCACCUCUGUCCAAAAUUUGGGUACUGAUGAGUCCAUGUUUAUCUGACAGUUAAAAUACAUAUACAGUUAAAACUCGAUCUAAAGAAACCCGAUUUUAUGAAGUUCCUGAUCUAAUGAAAAAAUUUCGUUUCCCCGGCAAAUACCCAUAGAGUUCAAUGUUGUCAUCAACACGAAUUAACGAAACUAACUUGGCCGAGCUCGAUUUAACGAAGUUUUUCCUGAAUUAAAUUAGUAAAUAAAGCAUUGAUUUCUUUUUAAUUUUGAUAAAGAUGGGUUUUUCUUCGAGCAUGCACUCUCAAGCUAAUGCGUUAGAACAUCUAGGUGCCCUAGUCAUGGCCCUAGCUUUAUUUUGACGAGGCUGCACGUCGCGCUCAUGCAUGGAACUGCGGACUCAACAUCGCCUCGGGAGGGGCAGCAGUAGUUGCUUUCGUUAUUUCAUGGUCUAUGCGACAGAUGGCUGGAUUAGCGUCAAAUACGAUGCUGCAGUAGCUUUUGCGUGUCGCUACAUUACAAUUCUAGAUUUCGAAGGACCGGAAAACUUUUGUAUCCAUUUUACAAACUUCCCGAUUUAACUAAAUAAUUCGAGCGUGGUCAUCACUUCAUUACAUCGAGUUUCAACUGUAUACUGUUAACAAGAAUAUGAUAGUGCCGGUAAAAAUGCAUAGAAAAGAGCGAUAUGAAGAUCGCCUGACUAAGUCCCAUCCAGCUAUCGUACAGCAAGGAAUCGAUGUGCCUUGGUCAUCUACUUCCCGAGUGCGUUGCUCCUGUACUUAACCAUACAACAGAACUGGUGCUUUUAACUAAGCCUACAAGGCAUGUGCACAUGAGAUUGUUUUGCUUUGCACGCCUUGCACGCACAUUGGGUGCCCCGCUUAGCAAAUGUGCUCAAGUUUAUUGGUCUCAAUCGGUAGCAUUUUACCAGGUGUACCUGAUCACACGAUGCUUGGCUAGUUGGUUUGUAUUGCACUGAUGAUCGAUUAAUGAGCACGAGCGAAGAUUAUGACACAGGUAGAAAAAAAAAUGGCUGCGGUGGUUCAGUCACUAUGGAAUUCUGUGCUGAGGUCAUAGGUUAGAUUGCUGGCCUUGGCUGCCGCAUUCUGCUUGUGGUGGAAGGCAAAAACGCUUAUGUACCAUGCUUUGCGUACAUGACAUGUUUAAAGGCCAACUGAAGUGUAAUUUCACUAUGGCUAAAUUGGUAAUAAAGGAGUAGUACAUACAUAAGCUAUUAAAGCAACCUCUGCAAAGCUAUAGGGCUGGUAAUUGCCAAAUAAUCUUAUAAGCAGCCUUUUAAUAGUGCCUAAGCAGAUGAUGCAUGCUCUUGGUAGUCAGUGGGUACAAUGCAGGUUCCAGCACAUCGCCUUAGGGAAUUUUGAGUGGGCAACCGCAUGCAGUGCCUAAUCUGGGAGCUCAUGCCAAGGAGUCAUGUAAUCUGAGUUGUGUUUGACUUCUGGUGAGCAGUAAUAGGGGUUUCCUUUAUUUUUUCGGUUUUGGCAUCAGAAAUGCCAACUUUUUCAAGCGUUUCAUGAGGCAUCUACUCAUUUAAAAUUUCAUGUGCAGGCUGUUUCUUAUCUACGCUAUCUGCCCCAAAAUUUUGUUGCAGUUGGUCUUUAAAAACCUUGUGUGGUUAAAAAUUGUCCAGAGUUCUGCACUAAAGCUUCUCGCAAGGCCCCUCUGUCAGUUUGGGUUGUUAAACCUCAGCAGUCAACAUGGAUUAAAACAAGGGAGCAGGACAAGUUUCUGCCUAUGUCCUCGUGUUCGUUCGUGCACUUUAAUGAUCAGUUCAUAUGUACCCGCGUCUCUGUCCAUGUGGCCAAGUUUCCUGUUUUAUUGUUUUUUUUUUUAAAUAUCGUCCUUGAAAAGAGCACAGACCCAAACCUGCAGCUGUACUACAUGUUUGGCUGAAUUUAAAUGUUUAUACUAGCGUUCUCAAGAGUAUUAGGAGAAUGCAGACUGUGGGGAAAAGAAAAAAAUGUGGGGCAGGGGGAUCUGCUUUUUUAACACUACACGCUGUAAAAAAAAACGUUAGAGAAAAGGUGUUUACCAUAUCGAACAAUUCCGGUGAACUUGUGGACCCCAAGCAAUUCCAGAGAAUUCCAGUUUCACUACCUGCACUGUCCUAAAGAGGUUGUAGAAACUAGCUUUCAGAGCACUUUGGACGUGGUGGCCAGAACAUUUGCCCACAGCUGGCCAUGCCUGUGCAUGACCAUGCACAUUUUUUUUUUUUUUCCAUUCUGAUAAAAGAAAUUUGGCCUAGGAGCACAUGUUGCAUGAUUUUGUAGUCGCUGUUGUAGCAAGUUCCGUCAGUUUGUCGUGUUCGUGUGAGCGUCUGGUUGGCAAUGCAGUCGUGUUCAGGCUGACACGCUUCUUGGAUAAAUGGCAGU